GAAAUUGUGCGUUGGGUUUCAUCAACAGCCCCAAAAAUGUACCGAUAGAAUUUACGCGCAACCAUCACAACAACAGAAGCAAUGUGGGUUUCUGGGAGCAUGUUCUGGGUCCGCAAAAAAACGUUCACUUUCAGCUGUGUGCAAUCGAUAUUUUGCUUGCGGCGUGCGAUGGUGUGCAUUGCGUUGCUCCCGGUAUCCUGACCGUGUGUAAACGGUGUGCAGUUUGUAGAAUUCAGUGUGCAGCUUCAACAAAGCAGCCCAUGAAACAGAACCUGCAGUGAAAAGGAGAUUCCCUUUCACCCACCCCACCCGGUAUCUCUUUACCGUUGAGUCCACGGUGACUACUUGUGCGGCGUGAAGAUAGUGUGUGAUGCGUCCACGCGUAACAUAAUGGGCCGGCAUAUCAGCCGUCCGAAGAUCAAUGUUUGCUAGCCGAUAGCCAAAUUGAUGAUUUCGGAUGAUCUGACGCAUCGCGGUACGGUGAAAGAGUGUGCGUGUGUGCGGUUCACUUUCAGCUGUCAUCUCCAAGGGUGACACAAGUGUGCGCUGUGUGUGAGGAGUAGUGGUGGUGGUAGUAGUUUUGGAGUGGCAUCGAAUCGAAUCUUAGUAGUCUGGUAACAGCAGCAGAUUCGUCCUCAGCUCGCCAUAAUCCAUCAAACGGUCCACGAGACGAGAAGGUUUUGCGAACGGAAGUCCUCCCGGUGCCUAGAGGGAAAGUGAUUAUCUCAAUCCGGUAGUGUAUUCUGCUAUAUAUCCUCCGUGUGUUGUGUGUUUUGUGGUGUAGUGUGGCGUGUUGUGUGUGUGUGUGAUCAAUCCUUUGUAGCAGUGCGUUCCGUGUUCCGUGAAGCCACCUGCCAGCAAGGAUGCCUUAAUAUUCGGUGCGAGUUAGAGCAAGUAAAAAAGAAGGAAAUCUGCUUAAGAUGACCGUUACCGGGGCAUCCCAUUCUCUGGAUGGCAAUCAAUGGAAUACCUCAACAGUGAUGGCCAAAGUCCGGCCACUAAGAUCACCUGAGCGACCCCGCAGAGUGAUUUGGGUGACGACAUCUGUGUGUUGAGAGUCCUAGCCCGGUGUGAGCGUGAAGAAGACGAAAAAGAAAACGAAAUUAAAACUUCCCUUCUUUCCCAAAGCAAACCACCUCUCUAUAUACCCUCUCCCCGCCGGGGAGGUUACCUCUUCGCACCUCUGAUGGUGAUCGAUAGUAACAGUAGUGUAUCUUCUCCCUAGACUUGCCCGACCUGAGGAAGAAAAACGCGUGUCUCUGAGUGUGUGUGUGUGAGAUGGCGUCCGAGACGGAAAAUUCUAUCCCGGCCUGUCCUCCACUACCGGAAGCGGCCAGUGAGCGUACCGUGUACCGGAAAAUUUCCAAAGGGCGUGAAGUCAACGGUGAUGGUAGUGAGCGUACUGUUGCCGCUGACAAGCGUCUAAAGUGCCGGACGGAAAUGGGCCCAGUUGAGAGUGCUACGGAAGGUUUGAAGUAUGGGAAGUAUAACGUGACGGGUCCCACGGGGCCAAUGGCCAAUGGGGAGUGUAAUGGGGUGGGUAAGAUAGCAGUGCCAGUGCCCGUCCCGAUCUCGGUAACGCUUGAAGAGAUCCUGAAAACGUUCAAUGCCCCCAUCUCCGAGGAUCAGGCUUGGGCGUUGAUCUAUCAAGCGUCCCGGAUGUAUAAGGCACGCCUAGAGGAGCCCGGCAGCCGGUUGCGUGACCUUCGGUUACCGCUACAUCCGCAUCAGCUACAAGUUCAGAAGGAUGGGAGCUGUCUGGUGACGGCAAGAUCAGAUAAGGAGCUGUGCAUUCCAUCGACCCAGAAAAAGAUACUGCUGAAGCUGGGCAUUGUCGUGUACCGGGCACUCGACUACAACCUGCCCACUAGCGAAGACUGCCAGAUCUCGCACGAGCUCGAGGAGCUGAUCGACUUCAUGACAUCCGAAGAUAACGACGACGAAGGUAUCGAGCGUGACUCGGAAGAAGUGGAAGAGGACCUGGUGACGGUCGACAGCGACGAUGACUGCAAGCCCGGCAAGGGAUCGCUCGGCCUGGAGGUAGUCAGCGUAGCCGCCAACGGUUGCGGUGGCGGUGAGCGAAAGCAUCUCGAAACCAAAGAACUGGAUCACGUGCUGGAGUACUGUUCGUCGCGUGUUUCACCCUCGAAGCCGGAAGAUCACUAUCGGGCCGUGUGUCGAGCGCUCGUAACGGAAACGCUCGAGCUGCGGACAUUCCUGCAACGGGUAUGCCAAGGAGAGGCGGAGGUCCUGCGGUUAAAGGCCCAGGCGGAAACGACCGGCAAGGAGCUCGAGAAGAUCCACUUCAACGAUUGGUCGGACGAUCAAAGAAUCUGGCAGGCACUGCAAGCCCGCUUUUGGAUGCAAGUCGUUGAUGAGCUGCGUCGUGGCGUACGGUUGAAAAAGAUCAGCUUCUCCCGAACACCGAUCGAGUACGAACUGACGCCCUACGAAAUCCUGAUGGAGGAUAUCCGCUCCAGAAAGUACAAUCUCCGCAAGGUUAUGGUGAAUGGCGACAUUCCACCGCGCGUCAAGAAAGACGCACACGCAGUCAUAUUGGAGUUUAUCCGUUCGAGGCCACCGCUACGAAAGGCAUCGGAAAGAAAGCUAGCUCCAGCACCGCUCAAGCGAGUUUCGUGUCCUCGCGAACAGUUGCUAGAUUCGAUACGGAAAGGACGUGUGCUGAAGCCGGUACAUCCGAAGCUGAAGUCAAGACACUGUGAAUCACCCGACGGCGACCCUUGCGUCGAUGCGGUCCGCGAUCUGGCGUACUGUCCGGUGGAUAAUCCGGCCCCGGUACCGAUGGCCCCAUCGCCCCGGAAGCCACCAACACCGGCCAAACACAGGAGCAACAGUAUGAGCGGUGGGAAUGCGGGGCUGCCGCCGAUCAAUCGCGUACCGAAGGCGGCACCACGUGCGACCCAACAGCCACCAACACCAAAACCAAGAUCAGUUUUACCUACCACAACCCAAGUAGAUAGCGUAAAGAAAUCGUGUGAUGAUGAAAUCGACACCAGCGGCGCCCACAGCCUCGGCGGAGUCAGCAGCGGUGGCGGCGGCGGCAACAGCAGCAACAACACCGGCAACAGUCACAGUGCCGCCAGCUUCCACCACGGUUCCAGCUACAUCGGCACCAGCGCAGCCCACAAAACGAUGACGCUGGGUCGUUCGAGUUUUUCGCACACCAGCGGUACACCCCGUAACACCCUAAGACUGAUACCAGUAGACUUUUCGCUGUUCAACGAUGAUGACUUCAUUGACGAAACGGCGAACGAUGGCGCGGAUGGUGCUGGCACGUGCAGCAGCACCGCCAGUGGACAGCGAGCUGUACAGCAGCCGAAUGGUGGCCACCGGAUAGCGUACGGUGGCGUUGGAGCCAAGCGCUGCAGUACCGACGAUCGUGGAAGCACCAACAGUGACAGCAACAGUACAAACCGUCUGAUGAUCGUCAACAACGAGAACAAUCAGAACAACAUUAACACCGUGCUGCGGCGGACAAAGAACAUCAUCACCCACGACGAGUAUCAUCGGUUCUGUGAUAAGGCUCUCGAAACGUACGAUCUGGCGACGCAGUGCGAAUCACGACGAGCAUCCAUGCGCCGGCACACCAUCAUCGGAUGCAAUCAAAACUACAAACUCGACCCGCUGGCAAGUCACUCGAUGCCACCGUCGCGACCCGCCUCCCGUCAAUCCGAUCGUGAUGCGAUGAAGGGUGAUGCCCAGCCGACCACCACCGCGAACACCACCACGAACGGUACGAAUGGAGUUCCGGCGAAGGAAAAACCUUCCGCCGUGGUAAUGCCACACGUCGUAAAUGGUACGUCCCGACCGGCACCGAUCGGAGGUGCGGCCAUGGUGGGCAAUGCCGGUACGACCACCAUCGAGUACGUCAGCGCAGCCAGCAACCUGUCAUCGCUGGACACCUGGACCAAAAACUCGCUCGACGAGCACCAGUGGAAGGACGCGUUCAAUCUGAACGAUCGGUUGUCCCUGACGCUGGAGGAAAUCGUACAUAUCCGCUCGGUGAUGACGAAGGCCGAGCUCGAAGGGUUGCCGGUGGAUGUGCACAUCAAGGAGGACGUGGAAAAGCGGAAAGUUUGCUUCCUGUGUUUGCGGACCCGGUUCACCCUGUUCGCGCGCGGGAUCCUGUGCAAACUCUGCCAGCGGACCGUUUGUAACAAAUGCAAUACGAAGAUGCGCAUACCUACCGAACAUUUCCGCAAUGUUCCCGUGGUGCUGCUGUCACCUUCGCUCAUGAAUAGCCCGUGCACAUCCAACACACCUUCGCCGAGCCAUCACGCGCACGGCACCGGCUCGGGUCCUACCAGUAUGGUGGACGAAUCCUUCCCGAGAUCCCUGAUGGAGCGACUGUUACGGCCUGAGUUAGAUCGAAAGACUCGAAAUACGGUCGGAAGUGCUCCGUCUUCACCAAAGAAUCAGCGUUCUGCCUCCAGCACACCGGGCACCAGCCUGCACGGUACCGAAACCCUCUCCCUCACCCUGUCGCAUCACGUGUCCGGUGCGAGCAACACCGCCAAAGACGUCACGGUUCCGGCGAACGGUAUCUCCGCCUCUUCCACAGCGGUCUCCACCGCCGCGCAGAAGUGUUCGCUCAUGUCCCGCAGCAUGGAAGGUCCGAACAGUCUUCCACCCCAGAGUCCGGCCAGGCCUCACUCGAACUGUAGUACGCUGGACAGAAAGAAUCGUUUCGCCAAAGCAUUUACGCUCACGGCGUCCGGCGGUGGACAGGGUGCCGGUGCGCUUGACCCCCAGAAGGAGCGGCUCACCGGGGAGCUGAUGGCCGUGUGCAAUGACUGUCGCAGCCUGGUGCUGGAAAUCAUACGAUCCUCGCGACAAACCCGAACCACGGCCCGGAACCAGGUGCUGCGCCAUCUCACGCUCGACAUCUCGCCGGUGUACAAGUAAGAGUUUCCGCGGGUUUAUUUGGUGGAGAUAAUGGAGGCCGACAACAAACACAUAAAAGCGCACAAUUGAGCCUAUCGGCUAGGGAGCAGACUCCCCUAUCGCUACCGCCACAAUCUUCCCGAUCCCGAUGAUACUCGCUCGCCGGUGUGAGCGAGAGCGAGCAGCAAAGUCCGCGCAUACGUUUAAUGACGUUGUAUUUAUUAUACUUAUUUAUUUGAAUCCGCAUCCGCAAAUCCUCAAAAUCAUCGAAGCGACAGCCGUUGGCGAGUGUUGCCUGCUUCUUCCGGUUUGCAGCGUUUGUGAAUAGAGAGAGAGAGAGUGACCGAGAGUGGGGUGCCGUUCUUUGGUCCUUUCGAGACGGGCCGUGUAAAGACUGGGACUUUGUUGCUAAUACCUCCAUGGCAUUGUGAUUAUUAUACCGUUUCUUUAUAUUUUCGUUUUUCUUUUUCUCGAUUUUGGUUGUUUGGUCCUCCCGAUGCCGUAUCCGAGGAUCGCUGUUUUAUUAGUGAAGAAAGAGUUUUAGACAAACACACACACACACACGCAUGUUCACGCGCUUUAAUGGGCACAAACAAAUAUUUAAAAAGUGGUGUGAAUAUCGAUGGAGAAAAUUUUCUUUUUUUAUGUGGAAAGCGCUAUAUUAGACGGAACACGCCCGCACACACGGUAAGCUGAUCAUUCUCGCUUUGGGCCGUUUUAUUCGCGUUCUCCUGCUGGGGGAUGGCUAAACGUUGUGCCUGAAAGAUUGUUUUAUGCGUUGUAAAAUAUGUAUAUUCAGGUAAUAUUACUUCGCCGGGUUUUGUGUUCCACGUGUAGCCUUUGCAAGGUUUGAUGGUGCGAAUUAUGGUGAAUUUCGUUGAUAUGACCGAUAGAGAGAGAGAAGGACACACAAAACGGAUGAAAACCCCCUAUGUUUCGAGCAUUAACGAGCUCGAGGUAGAUGAUAUUCCACCGCGGUCGAAAUGUUUAAGCUUUUUUUUUUGGUUAGUACGGAUUUGCUGUGAGUUGUGCGCUGCGCUGUUCGCCGACCGAGCCCGCGCGUAUGCGUAUUGCCCGAAAAAUGGUUUUGUAAAUGUUUUUUUUUUGUUGAAAUAAAAGCAAGCAAAUAAUUUUCUUCAUUCCGCGCACAGUAGGGGGAAUGUGUGGCGUAAAUAUUACCCUUUACAGGAAAACAUUUAAAUGGUUAAAUUUAGAAGAAAAAUGAGGCAGAACAAAUUGCAAUAGUUGAAUGUUUUAUUGAGAUUCGUAAAGGAAGCAAAACUAAUGUACUAAGAAGCUAAGUAAUCAAUUAACAAAACAAAAGAAACGUUUGUUCCAGUAUAAAAAAAAAGUACAGAAGCAUUAUUAUAUGGCGAAUCGCACACAUGUAUAACAUAAUUUAAAUUAGCCCGAACAAGAACCAUUUACUACGCGAGCAAACGCCGAACCAAUUUUCUGGUGCGGAACAGCAAUGCCGGUGGGUGUGCAGAACUGCAAUCGUGGAAGGAUUAUUUAGCAAAGAUGCUUAGCCGACGCGAUGGGGACGAAUCGAUCCAAAGAAGGAUGACAGACAGACCGCUGUAUUGAGAGCAACAGAGUGACAAAAUUACGUUCGCUUAAUACAUUUUAACUGGUGCCGCAGCCUGUAUUACACACACACACACACACGCCCGUACAUCGUAUAUAGCCCAAAAGAGUUGAUGUUUUUUAGCUGUUGCCGCCGAUCCGUUGUGGAGCACGUGGUCGUCGUGUGUUUAACCCGCUACUCUUCUUCACAGGCGGGAAGUAGAGAUAAAUUAACGGAUUAAUUAUUUAAAUUUAAACUGCACCUUAAUGUAUAAUCUCAAGGUAGUCUGAGGGCAGGGAGAAUGAGAGGGAGAGAAUGGGGGUAGAGAAGGCAGAGAAGGGAGGAAAAGUAUAUCAAGAACCACUUCUUAGAAACAGGCUGUCAAUAGCAAGUAAUCUUCUUCCAACAGUUGAUAGAA
This is a messenger RNA of Anopheles stephensi (Asian malaria mosquito), 6890 nucleotides long. RefSeq names its product protein spire (gene spir). The coding region runs from base 1279 to 4926 and encodes 1215 amino acids. Gene Ontology annotation, cellular component: cytoplasmic vesicle membrane; cell cortex. The record is from RefSeq and is a predicted model, not a curated record. Gene Ontology annotation, molecular function: actin binding. NCBI's taxonomy places the organism in Eukaryota, Metazoa, Arthropoda, Insecta, Diptera, Culicidae. Gene Ontology annotation, biological process: establishment of meiotic spindle localization; cleavage furrow formation; Golgi vesicle transport. The transcript is spliced from 18 exons.